UACACUGUGUACGUCUCAGUAUCAGCCAUUCCGCUGGCACUGAUCACACUGACAGACGCUUUGAACCAUCAGAGCUUUUUAGAGCUGUAUUUUUUUUAUUUCUUUUAUGGCACGGCCUCUAUUCACUUCACUUUCAUGAUCAGCUCGUUGUUAAAGCAGCCAAAUAUUGCCAGUUUUGUGGGAUUUCUCCUUCACAUCCUCUUUGGCUCAGUGGGCUUUUUGACGCUGUUUGACUUUUUGCCACCGUCCGCAGGAUGGAUUUUGAGUCUCUUCAGUCCUUUUGCCUUCACCUCCGGCCUGGCAACGAUGGUAAAAUUAGAAAAACAUGGACCAGCAGCUAACCCCGAACUGUACCCUUUCUACAACCUCUACCUCACACUGAGCCUUGACAGUGUCUUGUAUUUCCUACUGGCCAUCUACUUUGAUAAGGUUUUUCCUGGCAAGUAUGGGGUGCCACAUCCUCCUGCCUUCUUCCUGAGGCCCUCCUACUGGUUCAAGCCCAGCAGUGGGUACGUGGGGGUGAGAGCUGGCAGUGAGAGCAGCCACGACCCCGUUCUCAGCGGCAACACCGAGCCGAUGCCCCCGGGCUUCCAUGGGAAGGAAGCAAUCAGACUAAACAACAUUAAAAAGAUAUAUGAGAAGAAGGGCAAGAGCACCGAAGCUUUAAAGGGUUUGUCCUUAAUAUAUGAAGGCCAGAUCACUGCAUUGCUUGGCCACAGUGGGGCUGGGAAAACUGCUCUUUUAAAUGUGCUUAGUGGAUUUUCCAAGCCUUCUGAAGGUUCUGCAAUGAUAUACAACUACAACGUUUCUGAAAUACUGGACAGGGAAGGAAUUCAGGCGAUGGUUGGGGUUUGCCCCCAACUUAAUUUGCAUUUUGAAGCCUUGACAGUGAAGGAAAACCUGGAAACUUUUGCCCACACCAAGGGGAUUGAGCGGAAGGAAGUAGAGCAAGAGGUGCAGAAAGUCCUCGUGAUGUUGGACCUCACCGACCUUCAGAAUGUUUAUGCUGAUGCUCUGAGUGGGAGCCAAAAAAGAAAGUUGUCUCUUGGAAUUGCAAUUUUAGGGAACCCCCAGGUGUUGCUUUUGGACGAGCCAACGGCUGGGCUGGAUCCCUGCUCCAGGCACCACGUGUGGAGACUCCUGAAGGAGCGCCGGGCUGGACACGUCACGCUCUUCACCACCCAGUCCAUGGAGGAGGCUGAUGUUCACGCUGAUCGGAAAGCUUUCCUCUCUAAAGGGAGAUUACAGAGUGUUGGCUCAUCCCUGUACUUGAAGAGAAAAUGGGGAAUUGGCUACCACUUAAGGAUGCACAUAAAUGACCUGUGUGACCCAGAACUGAUCUCAUCCCUGGUCAGACAGUACAUCCCUGAUGCUGUGCUCAAAGGGAAGAAGAGGGAUGAGCUGUGUUACAUGCUGCCCCUGGAAAACACUGACAGCUUCCCAGAUCUGUUCAGCCACCUCGAGAGCAGCCUUUUGCAGGGGGUUGUCAAUUAUGAGGUCACCAGGACAACCCUGGAAGAUGUUUUCCUGAAGCUGGAGGGUGAGGAAGCCGUUGAUCGAGAAGGAGACGGAGACCUGGAGGAGAGGGACCAAACCCUCCCGGGGUUUCCCAGGCAGGGGAUCCUGGCAGGGAGUGGGAUGGGGCUCUGGAGGCAGCAAGUGCGUGCUGUGAUGAGAGUUCGCCUCCUGAAACUGCGGCACGACGGGAAGUUCCUCAGGGCCGUAUUGUUGUUGUUUGGAACAUUCAUGCUUCCACUGAUGAUGAUUUUAAUUCUCCUUCAACUGUGGCACAGCUCCAGUAGCUGGGAAAUCACAGCUAGUCCAUAUUUUCUUCCCACUAAGGAGAAAAUUCAAAAUAAGUCCUCAAACCUUCUCAUCCUCAAUGACACAGGCUCGGAAAUAGAGGAUUUCAUUGCUGCUUUGAAGGCUCAAAACAUAACCCCAGAAAUAACUCCUGAGAAGAACAUCACAAGCCUUCCACAUUAUAAUGGAGCUAUAAAAGUAUCCCUGGAAGGCAAGAGCUACCGGUUCACGGUCAUGUGCAGUGCAGAACCCGUCAACUGCUACCCUGUGCUGGUGAACAUCAUCAGCAACAGCCUCCUGAGGCUCUUCAACUGCUCCGCGCGCAUCCGCCUCUGGAGCGAGCUCUUUUCCAGGGUACAAGGCCCAGAUUUAAAGAACUAUAUUUUUUUCCACUGUCUCAGCUACCUGCUGAUUUUGGCUGCUGGUUUGCCUCCCCUCUUGGCAGUGAGCAGCAUGGAGGAUUACAAGCUCCAGGCUCGCUCCCAGCUGCGGCUCUCGGGGCUCUUCCCCUCGGCAUACUGGUGUGGGCAGGCCCUGGUGGACGUCCCGCUCUUCUGGGCCCUGAUGUGCCUCAUGUUCGGGCUUUUGGUGGCCUCCAGCCGCACCUUCCCCUUGCAGACCGGCACCAUCCUGCUCCUGAUCGUUUGCAUCGUUGGCUAUGGGGUAUCUCUCGUCCUCCUCACCUAUUUAAUUGCCUUCAAGCUUCGCAGGGGCCGAAGCAAUCGUUAUGUUUGGUCUUUAAUCUUCAUUCUGGUGAAUUAUGCCAUCUAUAUAAUCAGUGGCUACGAUGAACCGCUUUACUACACCUGUACUUUGAUUCCUGUGUUUCCACCCCUGGGCUGGAUGAUGUUCUCUGCACCACACUUCACAGCUUUUAGCAGCGACGAACUUCUUCACUCCUGGAAUCACAUCUACAUGUCUGUCUUCGUGCCAUACCUCCACAGUGUGAUUUUUGCUCUCCUCCUGCGCUUUUUGGAGAUGAGAUAUGGAGAAGGAGUUGCGAGAUUUGAUCCCGUCUUCAGGAUCCAGCAGAGGAGAGUGGUCGCCCACCAGAACAGGGACCACCCUGGGGAGGAGCCCCCAGAGGUGCAGGCGGAGAGGGAGCGGGUGCGGAGCGCGAUGGUCUCCCUGCAGCAGGAGGGGGAGUCCGCCGUCGUUGUCAACAGUUUGCGCAAGGAAUAUGAAGUCAAGAAAGCCACUUCCAUCUUCAAGAAACAGAAGAAACUUGCUGUCAAAAACCUCUCUUUUAGUGUUAAAAAAGGAGAAGUAUUAGGUCUGUUAGGACCCAGUGGAGCUGGAAAAAGCACAACUAUCAACAUGAUUUCUGGAGAAGUAACAGUGACUGCUGGGGAGGUGCUGCUCAGGGACCACGAUGUAGCCUCCCUGUCCCCAGGGCAGGGCAGCCUGGGCUGCCUGGGCUGUUGCCCUCAGCAGGACCCGCUCUGGCCAGACCUGACGGUGCUCCAGCACCUGGAGGCAUUUGCUGCCGUGAGAGGGAUGAGGAAAGAAGAUGCAGCUCUUACCAUCAGCUGCAUAGGCAAGGCCUUGGACCUCCUGAAGCAUUUCAAGACCCCAGCCAGGAGGUUGUCUGCUGGAGAAGCCAGAAAGGUGUGCUUUGCUCUGAGCAUCCUGGGGGAUCCGGCAGUGAUGCUUUGGGAUGAGCCAUCCGUGGGAAUGGACCCGAAAGGGCAGCGCCGCAUGUGGAAGCUGAUCCAGGCCUCCAUGAAAAGCAAGGAACGAGCAGCCAUCCUGAGCACGCAGUCCCUGGAGGCGGCGGCGAUGUGUGACCGCGUGGCCAUCCUGGUGUCGGGGCGCCUACGGUACAUCGGUUCCCCCGAGGACCUCAAAAGUAAGUUUGGCACAAGUUACCACCUAGAAAUCAAGAUGUCAGACCUGGAGAAAAGUGAUGCUCUCCACGCCGAAAUCCUGAACCUGUUCCCCUGCGCGGCUCGGCAAGAAAGGACCUCUUCCUUGCUCAUCUACAAGAUACCAAUGGCAGAUGCGCUGCCCCUGUCCCGGUCUUUCUCCAAGCUAGAAGCAGUUAAACAGAAUUUCAGGCUUGAGGAGUACAGCCUGUCACUGAACACUUUGCAACAGGUCUUUAUAGACAUCACCAGGGAUGCAGAGGAGCACGACCUGGAUGCAGCAUCCAACGGGGCUGUGGAGCAGAGACCCCUUCAGCCCUGACUCUUGGACCCACAGUGAAAAUAUUCAGCAUAUUUUCAUCAGUGUUGCUGACCCCUGUGAUCAGCUGCAGCCCCAGAACUUGGUUACUCAUUGCCACAACACAUCCAGCUCUGCAGGUGUUCUGCCUCACAAAGAGAAGAAGAAUUACUAUUUUAAUAAAUAAAGCCUUUAUCCUUUGACAAA
Myiozetetes cayanensis is the source of this 4173-nucleotide messenger RNA. Its product is annotated as ATP-binding cassette sub-family A member 9-like. Gene Ontology annotation, cellular component: intracellular membrane-bounded organelle; membrane. Gene Ontology annotation, biological process: lipid transport; transmembrane transport. Lineage: Eukaryota; Metazoa; Chordata; Aves; Passeriformes; Tyrannidae. The record is from RefSeq and is a predicted model, not a curated record. Gene Ontology annotation, molecular function: ATP hydrolysis activity; ABC-type transporter activity; lipid carrier activity.